Messenger RNA from Mytilus trossulus (common blue mussel), 1653 nucleotides. RefSeq lists its product as uncharacterized. The transcript has 9 exons. The record is from RefSeq and is a predicted model, not a curated record. Bases 1 to 1653 code for a protein of 550 amino acids. NCBI's taxonomy places the organism in Eukaryota, Metazoa, Mollusca, Bivalvia, Mytilida, Mytilidae.
AUGGUGGUACUGAUGUUCAGCUUAGAUGGUGGUAUUGAUGGUGUGGUAGUAGAUGGUGGUCCUGUUGGUGUAGUAGCAGACGUUGAUCCUGUUGGUGUAGUAGCAGACGUUGGUCCUGUUGAUGUAGUAAUAGAUGGUGGUUCUGUUGGUGUAGUAGUAGAUGGUGGUACUGAUGGUGUAGUAGCAGACGUUGGUCCUGUUGGUGUUGUAGUAGAUGGUGAUACUGAUGGUGUAGUAGCAGACGUGGGUCCUGUUGGUGUUGUAGUAGAUGGUGAUACUGAUGGUGUAGUGGUAGAUGGUGUAGAUGGUGGUAUUGAUGGUGAAGUAGUCGAUGGUGGUGCUGAUGUUGUAGUAGCAGACGUUGGUCCUGUUGGUGUUGUAUCAGAUGGUGGAACUGAUGGUGUAGUAGUAGAUGGUGGUAUUGAUGGUAUAGUUGUUGAUGGUGGUCCUUUUGGUGUUGUAGCAGAUGGUGGUCCUGUUGGUGUUGUAGCAGAUGGUGUAGUAGAUAGUGGUAUUAAUGGUGUAGUAGUUGAUGGUGGUACUGAUGGUGUAGUAGCAGAUGGUGGUACUGAUGUUGUAAUAGCAGACGUUGGUCCUGUUGGUGUUGUAGCAGCUGUUGGUACUGUUGGUGUUGUAGUAGAUGGUGGUCCUGUUGGUGUAGAAGAAGACGUUGAUCCUGUUGGUGUAGUAUCAGACGUUGGUCCUGUUGAUGUAGUAAUAGAUGGUGGUUCUGUUGGUGUAGUAGUAGAUGGUGGUACUGAUGGUGUAGUAGCAGACGUUGGUCCUGUUGGUGUUGUAGUAGAUGGUGAUACUGAUGGUGUAGUAGCAGACGUGGGUCCUGUUGGUGUUGUAGUAGAUGGUGAUACUGAUGGUGUAGUGGUAGAUGGUGUAGAUGGUGGUAUUGAUGGUGAAGUAGUCGAUGGUGGUGCUGAUGUUGUAGUAGCAGACGUUGGUCCUGUUGGUGUUGUAUCAGAUGGUGGAACUGAUGGUGUAGUAGUAGAUGGUGGUAUUGAUGGUAUAGUUGUUGAUGGUGGUCCUUUUGGUGUUGUAGCAGAUGGUGGUCCUGUUGGUGUUGUAGCAGAUGGUGUAGUAUAUGGUGGUACUGUUGGUGUAGUAGUAGAUGGUGGUACUGUUGGUGUAGUAGUAGAUGAUGGUACUGUUGGUGUAGUAGCAGAUGUUGAUCCUGUUGGUGUAGUAGCAGAUGGUGGUACUGAUGGUGUAGUAGUAGAUGGUGGUAUUGAUGGUGUAAUAGUAGAUGGUGGUACUGUUGGUGUAGUAGCAGAUGGUGGUAAUGAUGUUGUGGUAGCAGACGUUGGUCCUGUUAGUGUUGUAGCAGAUGGUGGUCCUGUUGGUGUUGUAGCAGAUGGUGUAGCAGAUGGUGGUCCUGUUGGUGUUGUAGUAGAUGGUGAUACUGAUGGUGUAGUGGUAGAUGGUGGUACUGAUGGUGUAGUAGUAGAUGGUGGUACUGAUGUUGUAGUAGCAGAUGUUGGUCCUGUUGGUGUAGUAGUAGAUGGUGGUACUGAUUGUGUAGUAGUAGAUGUUGGUACUGAUGUUGUAGUAGCAGAUGUUGGUCCUGUUGGUGUAGUAGUAGAUGUUGGUACUGAUGUUGUAGUAGCAGAUGUUGGUCCUCAGACGUUGCUCCUGUUGGUGUAG